AUGCAAGAUGGAUGAACCUCAGGCUCAACAGCACUAACCCUCACAAUUUUUCUCUCUUUUCUCUCGCCCCCUCUCUCCCUGCCUUCAGAACCCCUAACCCCCCUUCCCCCUUUCCUGUCUCACCUCACCUCCCCCUCCCAGCUCUGGCUGCAGACGGAGGGAGAUAUGCAGUCCUUCCGUGAGCGCAGCGGUGGUUACCACAGCAACCAACCCUGCUACCAGCAGGAGCCCCAUGAAUUAUCCCGCCUGGAGACCUACCGACAACACCCGCAUCAUCCCCACCCCCAGCACCCGCACCCAGGCCCCAGUCCACAUCCAGGCCCAGGCCCGGGGCACAGCAGAACAGGCUAUGAGGCUCAUUCACUGGCGAACCCCACGAGCAUGCCUCCAGCUGGAGGACCGGGAACUGGAGGAGGACCCAAGGACUGUUACAGCCAGCAAGCUUACCCUGGUUACCCAGGCAACGGUGGAGGGAACGGGAGUGGAAAUGGAGGCUCUGCUCCCUCACAGGCAAAGAAAGCUUACAGAGGAAGCAAAGUGGCCCCACCAAACCCCAGUCAGCACCUCCAGGGUCCAGGGGGCUACAGUAACCACAUGGGCCCUGGGAGUUACUCAGCCCAGUAUUUAAGCGAGGGCCACCUCCAGCAGAAAUGGGAGGACUCGGCCCAGAUAGCACAGUAUGACCAGGAGAUGGUGGGGCGUAUAGAGGCUGGUGGGACCCCUGCAACUGGCACCUCCCAGUACAUGGAGCAGAACAUGCUGGGUCACACCCAGACCCAGUGCCACCAGCCCACCACCCCUGCCUAUACCAGCCCCCACCAUCACCCCCCCCCUAACCCUGCCCCCUCCCCUCUCAUGUACCCCCAGAGUCACCUUCACUACCCCCAGCACUCACCCUCUCCUUCGCCAUAUAUGGAAAAGUGCAGCCCUAUGCCCCACUGCUAUAAAGGCUACAACAUUCCCCCAAAUUCACAGUAUGGCAGACAAAUGAGCAGCCACAGCAAUCUGAAGCAGGGGAGUUACAGGCCGACCCCGAACAGUUAUGGCUACCAGCAGCCUCCCUCCAGAGGUUAUGAGCAGCAGCCCCCUUUACAGGCCAUGGCCAACCCCCAGGAGCCCCACCCUAAAUACCAACACUACAGCCAACCCCAACAAAACUACUGUCUCUCAGAGCUGUCUGUCAGAUCACCAGAACAGUAUUAUCAGACUUGUAGCCCCUCCUCAAGCCAUUCCCCAGCACGCUCUGUAGGACGCUCCCCCUCGUAUAGCUCCACCCCUUCACCACUAAUGACCAAUCCAGAGUCAUUCCAGUAUGGCCAACCUCCCAUGACCCCUGGAGCAGCCUCCUCCUCUUCAUCCUCUUCAGCUGGCAUGCAGGAGCAAGCAAGUACCAAUACCAUGUUGAUGCCCCCACGCUCACACCCCUCACCCAAUGUGCCCCAUGCAGCCCCCCACAGCUACACCGCCACGCCGCAGGUCCCCACCAUGAAAGAACGCUUCUCAGAGAAGCUGUUGUCAAACCCCAGUUUGUGGAGCCUGAACGCCCUCACCUCUCAGGUAGAGAACAUCUCUAAUAAUGUCCAGCAGUUGCUGCUUUCAGAGGCCCUGGUGGCCAACAAGAAAAGCGGUAAGCGCAGCAGUGGAGGGAGCAACAGCAGUGCUGGAAGUGGAGCAUCCAUCAAAAAGGGUGAGGAGUACAAAAGUCCUACAUAUCCAGAUGGUGGUGGUGGUGGUAGUGUUGGUGGAGGCCCCAUGCAGGACCCUUACGCUACCCCACAGCACCAGCCAAUGCCCAUGGACCUCCAUGAGGGAGGCUACUCCAGCAGUAGUGAUGAACAACUGGAGAGGGGUUACUACUACUGUGGCCAGGGCAGAAGUCCAGCACAGGCUCCCAAUAACACACAACUCAGCCUGGACACAGCCUCCUCAUGCUCCAUGACAUCUCCUGAUGAUAUGUCCACCAGGUCUGGAGACUCAGGUCUGCACAACCUUACCCCUGAUCCUAGUAGAUGUCAGUCAGGGCAGAGAGGGGAUGGCAUGAAUACGCCAGUGAAGAGCAUUGGCGAUGAGAGGUCUCCUACAAGCAUUACAAUCCCCAGUCCUAUGAAACAAGAAAGGGACUCCCCUUCAGAUAUACAGCAUAUCAACGAGCCUGUCAAAGAGAACUUUGAAGAAUCAGCCUGGACAGAAAAAUCAGCUGACAAAGAGGAGGUGUCAAUAGAUAAAACUCUUGACAGCGAAAGAGAUUCAGACACAACUAAAUCUACAGAGAAUCUGGAGAAAUGGUCAGAUGAAGAGAAAUGUCCAGCUCUCUACGGCAAAGUAAACAAAGGAAUGACAGACAAAAGCUAUUGCUACAAGGACACAGUGUACCAAACGGUCCAGAGCAAAUAUGACCCUGAUACAAGAGACUCAGUUGAACAGUCCCCAGCAGCUCUCUCUGACUCCAGCCACAAGGAACACUUUGGCCAUGAGAUAAAAUCAGAGGCGUUCAAAUCUGAGUCUCCAACUGCCUCUGAGAGCUCAGUGAAAACAUUGCCUUUCAUUUCUCGGGGUGACCUUGAACAGGAUCAAUAUUCCACAGAGAAGGAGGACAGCUCAGAGAACACCUCUCCAACCCCCCAAAUUGAGGCCUUGGAUGAGAGCAACUCAGACAAGAGAGAGAGCAGAGAUGAAGAGGAUGAAGAGGAGGGGGAAGAGGAUGAGGGUACACAGGAUGAGGCAGAUGAAGAGGAAGAAGGAGAAAUACAGGAACAACAACAUUCUCUUUCCUCUCCUCUGUCUGUAGAGGUUAGGGAGGAACUGGAGGAGGGAGAGAGAGUGUCAUCGACUGAGGAUCACAUGAAUAACAGAGAUGGGCAAGAGAAGCCUCCUGGGGAUCUCCGCAGCAGGACAGAGAGUACAGAACUCCAUAUUGACAACGAGCCUGCAGGGGCGCCUGCCCAUCCGAAUGCAGCAGCAGCAACAGCAGCAGCAGAUGCUUCUGCAAGGGAGUCAGCCAUUGGUGACACCGCUCCUCAGCCUCAGUCUGCUAUGCCAGUCUUCUCAGCUCUCAAUGACAAGACAACACCUCCAGCUCAGGCCAGGGAUCAUAUUGAUCACAGUGCUGAUAAAGUGCUGGAGCCAGACUCUCCUCAGCUGCCAGGGAAGUCGAUACUUCCCUCAGCCCCCUCCUGGGCAGACACUCCUCCCUCACCCAAAAAAGGUGAUGAAGACAUGGAGCCAGGCAUCAGCUGCUCCAGUGCUGUGACCCCUUUGGCAAAGCCAGAACCUGUGGCCCCAUCUGCUCAGCCGAGGGCAUUUGGACGUAAGCAUGCAAGGGGCAGAAGAAGAAUCAUGCAUUCCGGUGUGGGGAUCAGGCGACAGCUAGGCUUGGAGAGGGAGGGGGAAAAGGAGGAGGAAGGAGCCCCCUCGCCUUCACAGAAACCCUGCAUACCUCCAAGCAAAACCGUGUUGUUCUCGGAUCAAAUGGACCUAGCUCAUCAGGAAUCUAUUGUGAGCCAGACUCCCAAAAUGCUUACUGAUGCUUUUCGUUCGAGAAUGUGCACCCGCUCAUUCAAUGCACCAGACUUGCCACCCAAAGUCGAGCCUCAUGUGAAGAGAAAACCAGGCCCAAAACCAGGUCCAAAGCCUGGGCUCAAACUAGGGCCAAAACCUGGACCAAAACCAGGACCAAAAACGGGAGCAAAGUCAGGUCCAAAACCAGGGCCUAAACCUGGUCUUAAGACUGGACCAAAGCCCGGGCCAAAACCUGGAUCUAAAUCAGGACCAAAACCAGGACUAAAACCAGUGCUAAAUGAACCAGAGCUCCCCCAGAAAGUUGAAACACCUGUGAAACGAAAACCAGGACCUAAACCAGGUUCAAAAACUGGGUCAAAACCUGGGCCAAAACCUGGUCCAAAGCCAGCUCUAAAGGCAGGUCCAAAACCAGGACCUAAGCCUGGACCCAAGCCCGCAGAUGUUUUGCCCCCUGAUGACACGGCACCCAUCAGGGCCUCAGUGGGUCGCCCUAAAGGCUCAGUUUCUAAGGCAAAGCUGGUACAACAAGAGGAACCCAUUCAACCUCUGACAGGACUGCAAAGCAGGGCCAGGAAGAGCCCAAAAGCUUCACUAUCACAAGUAACCCAGGAUGUUAAACCAGUGAACCAGGACGAAAAACAAGUGAACCAUGAGGUUAAGGUGCCAGAGAAGGAGGGUAAGAACAUGGUCUUAAGAUCCAGAAAGCCCUCGCAAGAAAAACUGUCAAAAGAAAAAGUCACAGGGGAAGAUAUUCUUCCCCAGACGCUAACAGAAAUUAAAGCUACCGAUGAUUUUCCAAAAGUAGAGGAACCUAUUACUGAGGAAAAAACUCCAACUUCCAUUUCUAAUGCAGUCAAAAACACAGAUGAUCCAGCAGACCCACCUGAACCACUUGCCACACCAGUCUUAAUGGAACAAUCUGAAGAAAAGACAUUACUUUCAUUAAAACGGAAACUUGGCCCAGAACUUUCUACAGCACCAGUAAAGAAAAAGAGGGGUCCAAAGCCCAAACCAAAACCCUUACCACCUCAACCACCUUUGCUGGAACAGGUUGUCUCUACACCUAAAGACAAGGCUGUCAGAGGCCCCAGAAGAAAGCGAGGCCCACCUAAGAAAGUCUCUGUGGUUAGUCCGGCACCCAAAGACACUCAUCCAAACAUCACUGAGAUGGACAUCGCUAGUGAUGUGCCUGUGGUGCCUCCUCAAUGUCCCACUAAAACAAAAGUUCUCCCACCACGCAAAGGCAGAGGACAGAAAUACGAGGCCAUGGUGCAGAAAAUUGCAUCCCCAAGCUCAAAGAAACACCUCCCAAUUCCUCAGAUGGACAGCAGUCUAACUGAUGAUGUGACAUCCAGGGCUUUGCCUCAACUUGUCCUGAAGGAAGGUGAAACAUCUAUGCUCAUAAAUAACAUUGAGGUGAUAGAGGGAGAAGUGAAAAGCAUAGAUUCUAGACAAGAAGUACUGAAACACGAAGGAACAGUGAGAAAAAAGGAGAUGGCACAAGAAAAAGAAACGUGUGAGGUGAGUCAAAAGACAUCAACGGCACAGGAGGUGAGACAAGGGAUGGAAGAAGAGAUCAUGAAUAAGGAGGAGAAAAGAGAAAAACACAUUAACCCAGGGAAACAGCAGGAUGUCAGUGCUGACAAGGCUUGGAGCUCAAUAGAGGCCCCAGUUAAAGUCGGGUCUCCAGGAGAGUGGAUACAACAGGCCUCAGAAGGUGUAUCAUCUGCUCCCACUAAGUCCUCCAGAACUAAAAGGAAGAGAUGGGCCAUGGUGGAGAGCACAGAUGCCUCAGUAGUAGCCUUGGAAGCAGGGAGCCUAAUAGUUACAACACCAAGGCUAGCCAAGCAGAGGGCGAUUAAAAACAACCAUGAGAUGCAUCUGAAACAGAGGAGAAAGAAAAGAAAGGGCCAAGCCCCUGUAGACGAAGAGACUGUUGAGGAUAAAAAUAUUGAAACAGUAGAACAGCAACAGGAGAAGGUAGAAGAGACGAUAACCCCCACAGAGUCCACAAUAACUCUGCCAAUCAGCGCAGAUGAGAUCACAGAAGCCCCCCAGGUAACCAGCACAGAACUCAUUCAGAAACCUAGGAGAGGCAGAAAACCAUCCGCAAAUCCAACUCAGAGGAAACGAGGCAAAGCCUCAUCAGAGCAGGUUCCUGGCAAACCAAUGAAGGUCCACAAAAAGCCUGGGCCAAAACCUGGGAUGAAAGACGCCAUGGAGGUUAUUGAGGCAGUAGUAAGGGCUGCAGGAUGUGAAGGGGCCGAAAAAGAGGAAAGAGAAAAAGACGAAAUGGAAAGAAGGGAAAGAGAAAAGGAGGAAAAAGCAGAAACAUGUACCGUUGGUCCCGUAGUAACGUUAUCAGAAAAACAGACUGAGAUCCUUUCUGUGAAAAGAAUCAGACGCAGACCAGUCCAUCAAAAUUCUAAACUGUCUUUCUGUCCUUACGUGCGGAUUAACAACUCCAGAGACUUCUCUUCUUGGUGUGCCAUAGUCAACAAGCCUGAGGACGCAGUGGUAUUUCAGAGACGUAGAAAAAAGGGCAUACUCAGAAUGAGGAAUCCUUUCACCGUUGCAAAAGUAGUGCCACACACUGCUGCCAUGCUUCAAGGACCCUUGGUGAAAAGAGACCUCAUUGACAGGUGUCUUACAUGCUGCCUGUGUGGAAAGCCAGCAAAUUACAGAGACCUAGGUGAUUUGUGCGGACCCUACUACACAGAGGAUGGCGUUCCACGGAAAAUGUUGACGAUCGGGCACACUGAGUCCGUCAGGGAGGAGUCACAGAAAACUAAUGACAACAACAGUGGCAGCAGUGAAGAACCAAGCAACUCCUCAAAAGACGAGGGCGAGGGCAGCACAGAAAAGGUGGCCAAUGCAGAGGCUUCCACUCAAGAGGGCAGUAGUAGCAGGCACCAUUGGCACUACCGGCGGGCAGAAAGAACAGAGAGGAUGGGUCAGGAGGGUGGUCCAAGAAGAUUAACUCUCCGAGAGAGGUUCAGGAGGAUGAAGCAGCUCCAGGCCAUCAGCACAGGGGCCUCGAGUGACCAGGAGGGUGGUGACAGCAUGUUCAGAAGGCUACAAGUGGAGGCAGAGGCUAAAGAGCACUGGGCCCAUGAAAACUGUGCCAUCUGGACCAAGGGGGUAAUUAUGAUAGCUGGGAGGCUAUAUGGACUGAGGGAGGCUGCCAACAACUCAGCCAAAACGAGCUGCUACAAGUGCCAGAUUGUGGGGGCGUCCCUCAGCUGCUGUUGGAGAGGCUGCUCUCAUAAAUACCACUAUGUCUGCGCCAAAGAGAUAGGCUGCACAUUCCACGAGGAUGAUUUCUCCAUAAAAUGUCCUAAACAUGAGUCUCUUUUCUCUUUUUCUACAGGACCUGUAAGAUAUUCCUUCACCACCUCCACCACCAACACCACCACCUCUCAGCCAAGCAAGCAUCACCUAUCCGGCAAGGCAAACAAAGAUGCUGUCCUAACAGCCACCUACACCCAGAAGACACGGCGAUGAGUGAUGACGGACAGAGUCGUCGGCCAGUGGGGGUUGGGGGAGGAUAGAAGGCUGCGAUGAGGUGGAGCUGCAAACCCUGGAGGACGGCUCUGCAGAGAAGAGCUGCUCCAUGAACUCGGCCUGGAAAUGCGUUUCCCAGACUGAGCCCCUUACUGGAAGGCAGCAGGCAGCAGGCAGCGGCUCUGUUUAACAGGAGGAUAGACUGCGCUUUAGAGACUGUGUGCCUAGAGCCCAGUGCACAGGGGCGCUGUUUGAA
Messenger RNA from Anoplopoma fimbria (sablefish), 7279 nucleotides. RefSeq names its product retinoic acid-induced protein 1. Gene Ontology annotation, cellular component: nucleus. Lineage: Eukaryota; Metazoa; Chordata; Actinopteri; Perciformes; Anoplopomatidae. Gene Ontology annotation, biological process: circadian regulation of gene expression; regulation of transcription by RNA polymerase II. The record is from RefSeq and is a predicted model, not a curated record.